AUGGGUUCUCCUGGUAGUUCCGCUGCUGCCCUUGCAAGUAGUAACAGUCAGAACGGGAUCGCAGCGCGCCAACAGCUGAUGCACCACCUUCACGAGCUGCGCGCGCUUCUAGCGGAAGUCCCUUGCGACGCCGCGGCGGCGCCGGCCGCACAUUGCGGCGCCAACGGUGCCGAGACCAUCGCCACCGGCCCAGCUCUCGCGGGUGAUGCGCCGCGAACUCCGCAGCCAGCGGGAGAGCAAGCAACGGCGGAGUAUCGGGACGGGCCGCGGCAGCGACGCGAGAAGGAUGAUCAAGUUGAUCAUCAAGCCGCCGGUGAUGCGUUGACGGAGGAGCAGCAGCGGCAGCGCGGGUUGGAGCUGCUCGGCGCGCUGCUGCCGAUGCUGGCGACGGCGUCCAAGUCUGCCGCUGCGAACCUGGUGCGACUCGGACUCGGGGGCGCCACGACCGCCGCCGCCGCCACCACCACCACCACCGACGCCCAUGCUGCCGCUGGCCCCGCUACUGUGAAUGCUACUAGCGCGGGUGCUGCGGGUGAUGUGAAACCUGAGCCCGUCUCGCCUCCGCUCUCUCCCGUUGUAUUCUAUGAUGACGCGCAAGAGCCUGCGCCAACCGCUAUUGUCAGCUGCGACGGCGGUCACAGGUCCGCCUCCCCCGAGCACACCUCCCCCCGACUCGCUGAGGCGGAGCUUGCCACGGACGAGCAGCGCCCUCCACCGAUCUCAACCGUGAGAAACGCGCCAGACGCGUUUUACCACAGCACAGCGCUGCCGCAGCUGUCCCCGAUAGAGAUGUUCGCGUUUGGAGGCGACAGCGCCAUGCCCUGGUGCUUCCAGCAGUAUGGCGGCAGCAGCAGCGGCGGCGGGAGUGGUGGCGGUGGUGCUGCUGCUGGGCAGUAUUCGGGUUCUGGUGCAGCGGCGCAAGAUCUGAUGCAGUUUCUGCCAGUGCGAGGGUUGAGUGUAGAGGCGCCAGAGCAAGGGGACUUCUUGGCAAAGGUAGAGGAGGAUAUGGCUAUGUUACCACUCGACACUCAGUCACAGCAGCAGCAGCAGCAGCAGCAGCAGCAGCAGCAGCAGCAGCAGCAGACGGCUGGAUGUUACUCAUCUCAGGACUAUCCCAAUGCCCCAGGCAGCACCCAUGCCAGUGCCCAUCCCACUGCCCAUCCUCAGCGCAGCCUGCCUCUAAAGCUUCGCCCACUGAGGCUCCCAGAGUCCUCCUGCUGGCCCGGAGAAGAGGAGAGGGACGCAGAGACGUAUACCCCAGGCCCUGCCUCUCCUUACUCGCCUUGCACCUCUGCACCACACUCGACGGAUGGGCGACCGUUCUUUCCCUCCUCGGGAUAUGCACUUCAAGAUGUGUCCGCCGCCGCGCCAUCUCCCUCGCUUCCUGCUGUUCCAGCUGUGAUAUCGGUGCCUCUGCCGCUCAGCCCAGCGCCAAGGAGAGCGCGGUUAACUCCUCCCACUCGAUCGCCGUCCCCGUUGCCGUCCCGAUUGAUGUCUCGGGACGGAUACCAGUGGCGCAAGUAUGGGCAGAAGACCGCCAAGGGUGCCAAGUUCCCCCGCGCUUAUUUCCGCUGCGCUCUGCCCGGCUGCCCUGCGAGGAAGACGGUGGAGCUGGCUGAAGACGCUGCUUCCACACGAGUGGUGUACCGAGAGGAGCAUUCCCAUGCUGGCGCCAGUACCGCCGCUGCUGGUGCUGCUGGUGGUGCUAGUCCUGCUGGAUCGUCUGCUGCUGCUUUGGAAGCUGCGGCUGCGGUGGUACAUGGAGGGCCGGUGACUGGGAGCCUGGAUAGCCAUCUGAGCAGCAGCAGUGGGAGCAUCAGUGAAGAUAGCAAGCAGCAGCAGCAGCAGCAGCAGCAGCAGCAGCAGUAUCAGCAGCAGCAGCAAGCGCAGGUGCUGCCUGGCCAAGGCUUACCCACCACUUGGUCUUCUGCCCUUGCAGCAGCUGCUGCCACACGGACAGUCAGAGCAGGCGAAGGAGGCGGAGGAGGGGGAGGAGGGGGUGGGGGAGUGUGGGGAGGAGGCAUGUGCGGCAACAAGAGGCAGCGAGAACCAGAGGAGAGUGACCCCCCUUGCCACAUGGAAGAGGAGGGGGGGAAUGCAGAGCAGUAUGGAAGCACUCCAAGCAACCCUUGCAAGAGGCAGAAGCGCGCGCGCCCGGCGUCUAUAAUCACGCGGCCGAAAGGCUCGGCAGUAGCGGGGGGAGAAGGAAGAACCGCUGUUGGUGCGGCUGCUGCUGUUGAUGCUGCUGCUGCUGGUAGUUUCGAUAGUGGGACAGGUAGAUGCACGAUGGAGGAUUACAACGGUGAGACGAUCAGACUCGCCAUUUCUACUGGACACGGGGAACCGCCCGGGUCCGUAAGCGCCUUAUUAACAGGAUUGAAAGGCGUGGGCAAGUGGGCGGUGUUUGAGACAGUGGCGCCCUUCACGACGUCCAUGCUGGCUGAGGCGGUGGAUGGCAUGCUGGGCACUGUGGGAGGCAGCUUCAGCAAAGAGAGUGGGUACUACGUGGCGCUGGACUUUGGGUCGGAGCAGCAGACGUUCUGGCUGCAGAUCGACACCACCACGCCCGUCUCCUGGCUCUCCUGCGACUGCACGCAGUGCUCCACUGGCUUCACCACUGGCCCGGCGUCCCCACCAUUCGACCCAGCGGCAUCCAAGACCAACCUGCCGCUCACCUGCGCCGACAAGACCUGUGUCAGCAUGUCCUUCAUCUCAGGAACCGCAGCGGUGGGGUGCGGUAUGGCGCGGUCGCUGCCGGGGGACCCAGACGCGUGUGAGUACGCGCAGCGGUACGGCACGACAGCCAGCGGAGGGAGCGGUGUGAGCGGCGUGACAGCAGGGACCACAGAGGGAAGGUUGCUGUACGAUAUCGUGUGGCUGCCGCUGCGCAACGGGACGCUCUCCAAGACCUAUGUGAUUUUCGGUUGUGGAAGCUACCAGACAGGCAGUCUCUCCGGCGUCUCUCGGGCGCCCGACGGCGUGUUUGGGCUGGGACGGGGCAUCCAGUCGAUCGUGUCAGUGGCAGCAGCGCAGGGCGUGUGGGCAGACUCCUUCGCCCUGUGCCUGGAGGGCGAUCCGUAUGCAAAAGGCAGCUACGUGGUGCUGGGGACGAGCCUGGGGCCCACUGGCGCGCAGUGGACCACCUUCAUUGAGAUUGCCGACAGCUACGUGGUGCUGGGCACGAGCCUAGGGCCCACUGGCGCGCAGUGGACCACUUUCAUUGAGAUCGCUGACAGUCCGCUCUACUUCAUCUACAUCAAGGGUGUGUCAGUGGCAGGCACGCCUCCCUCCCCAAUCUCCCCAGGCUACUUCACACCUCCAAUCACACCUCUCUCCCUUAUCCUUCCUUCCUUCACCCCCCCUUCCCCCUCCUAUCCCAUACAUCCGCUCUACUUCAUCCACAUCAAGGGCGUGUCAGUGGCAGGAACUCUUCUCUCCAUCCCUCCGCGCAACUUCCGCCCGCCCACCCCAACGGGAGAGGGCGGGGCCGUGCUGGACUCCUCAACCACCUUCACGGAGCUGCCAUGGGUCGAACCAGUAGUUACCUGUGAGGGAGAGGGCGGGGCCGUGCUCGACUCCUCCACCACCUUCACAGAGCUGCCAGUAGACGUGUUCCACGCACUCGUCACCGCGGUAUGUGCUCUGGGUUCUGGUCUGGUUAUUGUGGGUCGAACCAGUAGUUACCUUACCUGCAAGGGCGAGGGCGGGGCCGUGCUGGACUCCUCCACCACCUUCACGGAGCUCCCAGUAGACGUGUUCCACGCACUCGUCACCGCGACUGUAGCCGCCUGCAAGGGAGAGGGUGGGGCCGUGCUGGACUCCUCAACCACCUUCACGGAGCUCCCAGUAGACGUGUUCCAUGCUCUCGUCACCGCGGUAUGUCUGCUGUUGGGUGCUGUUGGGUGCAUAGUGGGGGGUCAUCACAGCAUGAUUCUUCCACCACAUUCACAGAGCUGCCAGAGGAGGUGUUCCGCGCACUCGUCACCGCGGUGGUUGAGACAGUGGGAGGGUUCACGUUCAGCAGCAAAGACUCAUCUGCCCACAGCCUCAUAUGCUAUAUCAACAAGGAGAUUGCCACGUAAGGCUGCUGCUGCUGCUGCUGCUGCUGCUGCUGCUGCUGCUGCUGCUGCUGCUGCUGCUGCUGCUGCUGCUGCUGCUGCUGCUGCUGCUGCUGCUGCUGCUGCUGCUGCUGCUGCUGCUGCUGCUGCUGUGCUGCUUCUGUGCCAUGCUUUUGAGACGUGA
Messenger RNA from Closterium sp. Naga37s-1, 4242 nucleotides. NCBI's taxonomy places the organism in Eukaryota, Viridiplantae, Streptophyta, Zygnematophyceae, Desmidiales, Closteriaceae. The record is from the annotation of a GenBank genome assembly.